CUCUCACGGUGGUUGCCGAGCGACUGGACGCACUUGCUGAAAGUAAUGUAAAAAGAAAGUAUUGUGAUUGCUGACAUGAAGUGAAAGACAUGCCAUAUCUACCAGCCAGACAGUGACGCCACCCCCCACCUACAGCUGACACAGACUGACGGGACACGACACUGAUACACGAUGGAGUUAGAAGAAAUAUACCAACCCUCCACUAACGACAAGGUCACUGACCUUGAGAAGGACCUCCGCACUGAGUUAGCUGACCUGAAGAGUGAACUCGAGGAAAAUGAAAUAAUUCAUGGAAUCUCACCCAAGUUCUCAGUCAGCUCAGUGCCGAUACCUAGCAGUGUGGAGCACUUCCGCCGUGAGAGAAAGAUGAUCAUUAAGAGAGCCAUGCAGGUGAGCGAGGCCCAGCCACUGAGGGUGCAGGCUGACCUGAUGAAGACGGAGAUGAUGAACGCUGAAGCCCCUGAAUACACCCCACAGAGUCUUCCGCUGCUUCUUCAUCAGUAUUUCACGGAACGUAUUCAGCAGCUGGUUCAGUGCAAGCACCUGCACAUGCUGAGAUGGAAGAGAUUCUGUGAACACACCAGCACUAUUGAAGCCCUCUACCCACUUUAUCAGAAGAAACUGAGUCACAUCCUGAACGAGUACCACGACUGCGUGCAACGCGCCCAGCGUCUCAGUGUGGCCAGGGAGAGUCUACUGGAGGGCAAGGAUACUCCCAUCACCGCCAUCAAGAUGGAGGACCUGCUCAUCUAUCUCCGCUGGCUCAUCUGCAACCUCCACUCUGUCAAGCAGUUCAACCAGUACCUCAGGGUUCUCCAGUGGUUGCCAGUGAGUCACCAGUCGGAGAUCGCACCUCCAGACAUGGACAAAGUGGAACAGGAGGAGAUAACAGGUGCUUCCCGCUUCGCAUCCCGUUACGAUGAUGGUAUGGGCCUCUUCCCUGGAAGUCGUCCUCGCUCAGGACCCGCAUCCAGACCAAGUUCUGCUGCUUCCAGCCGCUCUUUGUCAACCCCCAUCCCUGCCCCACCUCCCAUCAACCUCACCCUCCUCUCCACCAACCCCCUCGCCUCAUCCUCCAUGCUGUAUGCUGCUGCUGCCUCAGGAGGUGGUCUGGCAUCAGAUGAACACAACCUGUGUCUGCCCCGUCAUGUGACGGACUUCGACGCCUUGAAGCCACAACUUGCCUUCCUAGUCAACAUCUACGGCAUCCAGUUUGACUUGGACAGCAUCCGCAGCACUGCGGAUGAGAUGGAGCUGUUUGCUGCCAUCAACCGCAGGUUCAAGCACAUCUUCAUCAAGCAAGAACACAUGAACACCUUCAAGAUGUAUGACAGGGUUGAGGGCGGGCAGGAUGCGUGGGGAUCAGACUCCCCGAACCACGCCCUCCUGAAGGAUGCCAACUGGCAGUCCUUCAUCACUCUCAAGUCAAAUCGGGAUUCAACUCAGGAGAAGAGAUGGACACAGCUCCGACAGACCAACAACGUUGAUGAGGUUCUGAGAGUACAAGCUCACUUCCUCCAUGUCACUGAUGCAGAGACAGUUCAAGACACCCUGCGCCAGCAAGCAGGCAUGGUGCGCGAUCCUCCGCAUGUGCAAGCUGCUUCUGUGACGUCGCACCGCACCCGUAGCAACACCACGCAGGUGUGGAAAAAGAUAUACUCAAACCCAGAUCUGUACACUGAUGCUGAGAGACAGGAUCAGGCCAGCCCUCAGGAUUUCGAUGAGAGGGAAUUGGAGAACGUCAACUUCAGUGGGAGUCAGGCCAGAGCUUCUAGUGCUCGUAAAAGGAAGGACAGUUACGAUUACGUGAACACGGUGCAAAUGCUGGGUCUCGAUGAAGGAGAGCAUGACCAGAGUGCCACUGUCAACAUCCAGGGGGCGUACCUCUCCUUCCUUCAGCUGAGGCAUCUGAGGCUGCGAGAUCUACGCAGAUCGUGUCUCAGCAUCAUGAACUAUUUCCGCUCCAUCGAGAGAACCCUGACCAUCAACGAUGGUGGACUGUCACAUGAAUCAGGCAACGUGAAGAGGCAAAGCCCGCAGAACCAUCGUCGCAACACGGAGACGGAGGGUACAGUUGGUGGCGGCGGUGGUCUUGGGUCUCACAGCUACCUCCACAACACACCAGCUGACUUCAAAAUGAGUGAAUCAGAGUUUAUAGAAUUCUCAGAGGUAGAAAACCACGAUGACUUCUACACCAUUGAGGAGGGUCGCAUCCACGUCGUGGACCAGAGAGGUUACUACAUCAUGUAUGACAUGGCCGUCUCAGAUGUUGAAAACAGGGAGAAGGACUUCAUGCUGAUAGCCACACACUUCAUAGAGAAGGACCGAGAUCUUCGCAUUGCCACUAGGAUCAAACUCAGCGAGUCAUCUCGACGACGAUCGCAAAAUAGUGCUGGAGACUUUGACAUAGAGAGCUACGCCCAUCAGGAACUGGACCGGUUUGGGGUGAUGCUUGACUUGUGGAGCAACGAGGCUUCCUUCCUCGAGUGUAAGAGAGAGCUCCUCGACUGUUACUUUGAAGCCUACCAGCAUGUGUUUGACCGUGACGAGCGCAGGUCACUGGCCCAGGUCAUCACCGACAUUAUACACAAGCAGCCGAGGUUCGACUUCAGCUCAGCCUACUUUGUGAAAACCUACAGGGCAGAGUGUGUUCUACUGAGACAACAGGCCACACUUGUCAAGACCAUUCUGGACAAACAGAUUGAGGAGCAGAGGGAGUACACGCAGAGGGUGUGUCGAGAUGGGGACACAGAGUUCGGGUUGCCGUACAGGAUCGUACCCAAACAGCCGGUCUCCAUCAACCUCAGCAGACCUGCCCUGAAGAAUGUGUUCAUGCUGGAGUUCCACCCUACGCUGGCCGUAGCCAGCAGGAUCCCAGAGGCCCUGGAACAUGCGUUCUGGGAGCUGAUCCACAUCCACAAGCCGGAGACCGUGUUCGACACGCUGAUGAUGGAGAAGAAGCUGCUGGAGGUGGCGCAGCGAGAGUGGGACAGGAUGGAGAACAUGGGGGCCUCUUACUCCCCCCAGCUUCAGAAAGAUCUGUUCUCGGACGUGUACUGUGACGACCCGCUGUUCCUGUGUGAGAUCGCCCAGAGCCUGGUCACCCAGCAGGACCAGGAGGGGGGCAGCCGCAGGUCAACCAAGGAGAAACAACUCGGCAUGGUCAACGUGCUGUCCAGGGUCAUGGAGACGGUCACACUGAGAUCCAGAUUGAUGGAUGCUGCAUGGGAGACAGAGAUCCUUUCAAAGAUCUACCGCCAACAAGCUUCGGAGAUGAACUUCCCUGACUGUCACAUGUACCUGCGGCCGAUUCAGUUCGAGUUCGCCUCCUUCAAAGACAACGCUAAGAAACCUCCACCUAUCUUCAUCACCUCUGUCCAGGGAGACGAAUCCUCCUUUGAAAGAUACACCCCCCAGAACAACGUCAUCUUCCUAGCUAUCCAUGAGCUGGAUGAGGGGCAGGUGGGAAGGUUUUCAUUCCGCAGUCGGGACGGAAUCUUACAGAUCCUGCGUCCCGGGGGUAUGGAGAACCUACAGGUGGUGUUGAAGGCCCAGACUGUUCACAAGAAUGCCCUCAUCUCUGCCGUCCAGCAGGCCAACGUGUGUCAGCCAGUCAGACAGCAGGACUGGAAGAGUGGGCGUGCCAGCCCCACCGAGACAAAGAGUGAGAAGUCGUCUAUGACACAGUUCACCAGCAUCUCCAGCGGGACGGGGGGUACAGGGCUUGCCUCUAAACACCAGUCCGAGACUGGGAAGCACCGCCGCUCACCUGAAGCCUUCAUCUCCAUGCAGCUGGAGAAGCGUCCGAGCCGUGACUUGAUGCUGAAUGACUACAUCCAGAAGAAGCAGCAGAUGGGCACCGUGUUGCGGAACCCCGAGGAACAAGAGAAACUGAAGCGGCGCCUGAUAUCGGAGUACUGCAUGAACUUCUCACAGCGGGUGUCCCAGUACUCUCUGAGGGGGCAGAUCAUUGCCUACUACAACAGCGUACUCCGCCUGCUUGAGGAUUUCCCUGCAGUCAGGGACACAUACUUCAUGCGAGGGGAAGUGAAUGAGAAGAAGAUGGACACCGAUGACCUCAAGGGAAUGGUGCCUGAUGCAAAAGUGUUAAAGACCAGACCACGUCGACUGUUAUCCCCGGACGGCCGCCAUGUCCUCAACCUGUGGUUUAUCCCCCAUCACACCGAGGUGUUGAUCAUGUUUAAGACAAUGGAUGACAGUGAAUGUGUGCGAGCGUUGCAGUACACGCUGGCUAUCGUUGCCGCGCAGCACGACAUGCUGCACUACCUGUGUGCACACUCACGACUCGGCAGUUCCCACGCAAGACUCGGCUCCCAGAAGAUGGAGUUUGUGUCUGCAGACUGGGGCGGAACAGAAGGAAUUGGUGCUGAGCUGCGUGAGAUUCAGAAACAGAUCAACAACUUACCCGACCCCACCAACCCUGGCACUGUGGUGGAGUUCCUCACGCUACGCCGGGACGUCAUGUUCCUGGAGUUCGACACUGCCGUCCGACACUACAUGGCCGACACUUUCCUCUCCACGGGCAACCAACAGGGCUUCCAGGCCAUCACGGAGAACAUGUACCAUGCCCUGCCCGCCCUCAGCAACGUCCAGCGGACCAGUCUGACCAGUGCCUACCUGUCCGUGCCGGAACCCCUGGAGCCCCGCGACCUCCUGGCCAGGAAGCUGUACCCCUGGAGGUCCUUCGUCUGCCAGAACGGCCCCCACCCACUCAUGUUCUGGCAGUGGCAGCAGAUCGACUUCCACAUCCAGGGCUGUCUGGCUGGACUCAAAGAUGUAGACAGGCAUGUGGCUAACGGGGAGAUCCUGGGGGUGACGCUGCUGAUGGAGGAUGUGCUACAGACAGGCUACCAGGACACGCUCCUGGAGGCAGCUGCCCCUGAAGAUGCAGAUGUCAAGUCUAUAGCAGACACGACCGAGUCCAGAUGCACCAGCGCUGCUGGUGAGAGCAGAGAAGGCAAGAAGGCUGCAGCAGCCCAGCCGUCCAAGAGUUUGUCACGAACCCAGCAGCCUAUGGAUGCCUACCGACUCCUCAAGUCUUUCCUCAAGCUGUGGAAGUGUCUGGAGCUGGCCAAGGUAGAGUGGGGCCGACGCAAGCUGAUCGUGGAGAGGAUAGAGACCCAUCACCUGUACAAGGAAUACUGCAAACUGUACCGUAUGGAGGUGUUGCUGCCGGUGCUGCAGAGCGUGGCUCGACGUCUGGGUCAGGGCGACUUGUAUGAGGGGCUGGUGCUAGAUACGGACAUCCUCGUCAUGCCUAAAGGGGCCUCAGAGAUUGAAGUCCGAGCUAAACAGCUUGUGCGUCUGUUUGAGAACCUUGAAUGUCACAUGAUCAACGAGGUUCGCAAACGAGUUGCGAAGGAAUCGACCCUUGCUCUGUCAGAGAGAUCUCGGGAAGAGGGUGCUCUGUCCACUGACCUGUGGAAGAAGCCGGUGAUGAAGGAGAGUUACACCAUCACACGGCCGCACGUUGUGGAGAACUUUGUGGAAGAGCUGAUGACCGACUGCUGGGAGUCUGGGGAAGAGAUCACCUUCAACAGGUCUCACCUGUACUCCAGUCUAGCAAGCCUCGCCAGGGGAGUGAUGGGCCGGGAGAAGUUGGCCUUUGAGAGCUACAGCAUGUACUAUGAGAACCUGCUCCGAGUCAACCACCAGCUGCUGUACCAGAGAGAACAGGAAAUCAAGCAGAUGCGUGAGCAGUUGAAGGGGUCACAGCACACGGCCAGCGUGGACGUCCAGUGUCAGCUGGCCACACAGGCACAUGACCUGCUCAUGGAGAUUACAGCACUGCGAGCGAAGAUAGCGGAGAUGCGAGAGAUGCUGAUGACACAGGAGCGAGAUGUUCGGGACCGGAUCAGGUCUGAGUACGAGGACUUGGUACAGAAUCUCUUCAACUGCACCUUCCAACUGCGGGGCAAGUUUGACGAGUUCAAAGAUGUGUUGUACGACGAUGUGUUUGAGAAGAUCAGCCAGACCAGGCGGGAGGCCGUGGAGGCCAUCAGCAAACUGGAGAAGAAAGUCGGUGGUGGAGGAGGAGAUGAUGAGCGUAUGAAUGAGAACCUGAGUCAGUCGGAGAAGCUGCGUAGUCUGCAGCACGAGAACCACACCCUCAACAACCUGGUGCUGAAGAUGAAGACCAUGACUAGCUGGAGACAGAACCACUCCACCAACAACUUCCUCAAAACUAUUGGUCGUCUGCGUAACCAUGCCGACAACAGCAAGAAGGAGUACAUCGAGGUGAAGAUGAUGGCGGAGGAAGAGGUGAUUCUGCUGCGGCAACAGCUGAUGGCCGUCAAGAAGGCGCUGGCUGAUACAGAGAGGGAGGGAGAGGACAUCAAGAAGCAGCUGGACAAGGAGCUGAAGAUGAAGCUGGAGAAGCAGCAUGAGAUCAUGCAGAAGGAACGCAGCAAGAGACAGCUGGAGCAGGCCAAGCAAGCCAACAUAGAGAAACUGCUUGAUGAGCUGGAGGAUAAGGAGGUGCGACUUCGGAUUCUGUCGGACGAGCAGGAACGGAAUGUCCGCCUCCAGAGCAUGACCCAGGAGAAGGUCCGGAAGGAUGUGACCUGCAUCAAGAAACAGCUGACCCACGAGAGGAACCUCAAGCUGGAUGCCUUCCAGCGUGUUGAUGAACUGCAGGCUACGGUGUAUGACUACGAGACCGUUGUGAAUCGUUCCCAGUCCUCCGCUGCUCUUCAGCCGCCAGUUCCAUCUGCCAAGAUACGGUCCCGGGCAAUGUCGGCAGGCGUGACAGGUCGGCGGCCGGUGGUGCCUGGAAGUCGGGGGACAUCAGCCGGGGGUAUGUGGCCCCCCCAGAUCACGUGGCCGGGUAACCGCAGCCCGACACCCGUUGGGGACAACCUCCUCAACAACUUGGACUAUAAGAAGAUGCAGAGACCCAAGACUUUAAUGAGAGCCAAGGUGGGCGGACGAUUACGCAGUCGGAUUGCUGAACAGUUGCUGAACGAGUUCGAAAGCGACCACCAUCAAACCAUCGUCCAGUUGGAGGAACUACAGCUGGGGGAUGGAAGACCAUAGGGGACAUAACUUUGACUAUGUAUGACAGGCCAUCAGGGCCAUGAUCUAUGUGUGUGCUAUGGUAGAACAGGGUGUUACACCAUCAUAGAAGAAGUCUAAUUGUACAGGGUGUGUACGAAGUCUCUGGGCUGAGGUGGGCUUGUGGUUGUUGUAAGUUGCGAUAAUGUUACAAUAAUAUUACAAUAAAGUUACAAAUCGGGUGAUUUAGAUCCAUGUAAGAGACAAGAGUACCAACUACCACACAAUCUACAUCCUGGAUUUACAUCGCGCGAUUUUGAUUGGACUAUGCAUAGACUCGUUAGUCCAGCCAAGAUGUAACUCCAUAAUUCCAGCCUAGUUCGGCAAGGGUGGAAACUGGACUUUUAUAUUCAGGUAACUCCCUUGCCUCGGGAAGAUGUACAUUGCCCCUCUCAGAGGCUUGUGUUUUGUAGGCUGUGUUCCCUCAGUGGAAGGAGUGGCAUGGCAUAGGUGAAUCUCAGCUUUAUGAUUUAGCUGAUGGUGUUUAAACUGCAGUCAUAUAGAUUGUGUGCUGUAUAUGGUGUACUCCUUUCAACUCCAAUUCUGAAACGCUCUCUAGAGUACACAUCACAGGAUAUACAGGUCACAGGCUAUUCAAUAUCACUGGAAACUUUGAUUAAAUUAAAUCAAUCAUACCUUGCGUCUCGUCAAGGAGACACUUUCAAUAUCAUUGACCUAAUUUAUGUUUAGUACUGACACUGAAAGUCUUAAAGUUGACUUGCUUGUGAAUGUAGUAGCUGCAAUUCAUCUUGGAAGGUGACAGAAUUUCUGCUAAUGCUUGUCGCUCUCAUUAAACUGUCAUCACUGUGAUAUUGUAUCAUGCAUCUCUCUGUGUAAAUAUAUUUAUAGCUCAGUGCUUCUGUAUUUCUUUCAACAGAAGUAAUGUCAUUUUAACAAACUUUGUACAGAUUUGUUAUUUGCUAAAAUGUUUGAACGCCAAAGGACAGUGUCCAUUUUUAUGCAGCAUUAUUCCAUUGUCAAUUUUACCAUUUUUUGAAGUAUCAGUUUCUUGAUGCAAAUCUGUGAUACAUAGAUAUGUUUCAAUAUGUUCCAGGAAUAUAUGAAAACCUUUAUUGAAUAUUAACUGUAUUUACACUUUCCAAGUAUAAAAAGUGGCAACUCCCAUGUUUUUAUUCCAACUGUUACUUUGACACUAUGUUGUUGUUUUAAUCUUUGCAAGUGUUAAGUGGUCAUAGACUGAAUGAGAAUUGUGCACAUGGUGUAGUAAUGAACAAAGCUCUUGGAACCUUUUGUCUCGAGAACUGUCUGAUUAUUGUUAUUGUUCUGUCUAUUUUUUUAGCAGUAAUUCUAAUAUUAAAUAGUUGUAGAAAAUGGCUCCUAGAGAAGCCACAAGUCUUCAGAUCCCUUGAGAUUAAACAUGCUCAUGAAACCCUAGAACUAUAAGUGUCAUUUUAACCACUUGCACUCAAGGAGCCUCAGAGAGCCCUUCAUGAGUAAGAAACACUUUGAGUUCCUUGGAGCACAUCCUGUGGCAUAAGAUUCUCCAGGUAGUGUCUUCCAUAGCCUCUCUUCAAAAAGUGUGAUAGAAAAAUACUUUGGAUGCAGAGUUGCAUCCCUUAGGCAUGCCAGGAACCUGUGAUCAUAGUUUUUAAUCCCAGAUUUGCCCAGUAAUGUUCCUUGGUUUGUGAGCAGAUAAAACAUGGAAACAAAGCAAUUUCCUGUUUUAAAUAUUUUGAUAAGGGCUCUUGGGACUCAUAUUUAUGAUCCCUCUCUGAAAACUUUAAGCAUGGUUUUUGGAAAGACUUAUUAAUUUCCCUUUAUUAAAAAUUUGAUGGAAUAAAGGACCCUUUCAAUUCACUUUCAAUAUCACUCUUUGAAUACUUAACAUGUGGCACCAACUUAACUUGUUUGUGUGCUGUACAAUAUGACUGUGCCUAUCAAAUCUGUGAUACAGUCUGCUCAUUGCUAAUGUGUAUGUGCAACAUGUCAGUUUGUGAUUUGAAUAUGAUUGAUUACUUUUUCUCAACUCUUUAAAUUUGUUAUUGUUUGAGAAUAUCUAAAACUCCCUAUCUACCAUACGUUCCUGAAGUUCUAUCUCAGCCUUCACACAUGAUGUUGACAAGACGGUGUUCAGCUAGACGAGUGUUCAUCAUUGGUCAUGCUUUGUUCAUCUCGUUCCCUCUGCAAUAACUCUAUUCCUUUGACUUUGAGCGUUUACCAAAGUUUGAUAAAGAUAUGGUGCAUGAGUUUGUCGGAUAUUUUGAUCCAUUUAUGUCUUUUGAUAAUUGGAGUUUUGUUGAUAAGUUAUUCUUUAAUUUAUUCAGUUAAUGUCAAGGUCACCUUGAAAGGUUGUGUCAACAGCAGUGACCCUUGUUUCAGCACCAGACACCAUAAUCUGUAUUUGUUGAUUUAAGGCUACUGUCACUAAAUCACUGACCCCACGCAGCUAUUUCGUCCCACACCCCUCACUGACGGUAUUACAUGCAGUGUUUGAAAUAAGUGCCUGACUGUAGGCCUGUGGCAGGUAGUUGUGGUGUCGGGCCCAUAAGUUUCAAAUGUGUAUGGGUCCUUAUGGCCUGCCGUAAAUUUACAUGUCGAUGUAUUUAUCACAAUAAGCUGCAGUUUAUUAAUGAGGGCCUGAAGAGUUUAGUCAGGGCCUGCAGCUUCUAAAGUCUGUGGGUUCUGGUGGCAGCCUGGCAAUUUUUAAAUUUCAUACUCUGAUCAUAUGCCAAACCUGAAACCAGGUUGGACCUGUUCAACAGAGGUCAAUUGAGGUCACUUCUGUUUGCAACUUCAUGUAUUUGCAAUAUGAUUAUACCACUCUUAAAGGUGAUUGAAAAGUCCUCAUGAAUCACACUCCGUCCCUGUAUAUAUGUCAAAAAGGUAUUGUUGGUGUAUCAUAUCAUGUUGGGAGUCUGAUCCGGAACACAAUGUUUGAAGGUGCUGAAUCUUCUCGGGUAGUGACUGUGCCUAUAUUCAUGUGACAGUUUCAGAUUACAGGCAAUGGUAGCAACAUUAUAUUCCACAGCCAUUACUGCCUCCUUUCAAUUUCAUUGCAUAAAAUUUCUGUUUUUUGUUUGCGUUUCUGUGAGUAGUUCCUGUGGCAUGUCCACAGUGGGUUCCUGGGUCUCAAUAGAUGUCCUCUUGCUUGAAAGAGCCUACUAAUGAGGUCAGGUGAUUAUUGUUUUUGAAUUUAUUCUUAUUUUUGUUUAACGCCGCACUCAGCAAUAUUCCAGCUAUAUGACAGCGGUCUGGAAAUAAUCAAGCCUGGAACAUACAGUGAUUGACAUCAUGAGCAUCGAUCCACACAAUUGGGAUAUGAUGACAUGCAUCAACCAAGUCAGCGAGUCUGGCCACCCGAUCUCGUUAGUCGCUUCUUACGACAAGCAUAGUUGCCUGUUACGGCAUGGGUUGCUGAAGUCCUUUCCUAACCCGGAUCUUCAUGGGUCAUCGUUAAGUGAAAUUGGGUUUACUGUUAUGUGCAAGAUUAUGCACAUGUGUAUAUAUGUGUGUGGCUGCUUGUACUAGUCUGGACUAAUGCCCGGUUUAUGGUGCUAGCCCACUGAGAUACCAUGCCACAGUUUAACAUGGAUACCCCACUCAGACACAGUAUACUGACUCCGAGCUGACCAGUCCUUGUCUUAUCCCCUUAAUGCUGAGGACCAGACAGGGUAACAUCAAGUAUCAUCUUUUAACGUCUUUUGGUAUGCCAUGGUCAGGGAGCCAAUCUCCGGCAGACGCUUUAUCCACUACACCACGGGUUGGUGAGCUGGCUAAUGAGGAUCAGGUGGUGACAAGGCUGACUGUGUGACUGUGCCCCAAAAAUGGUGCUUGUGGUCAUGCUAUCAACCAUUUGUUUUAUGGCCAAAACAUGAUUAUGUUUAUGCUGAAAUGAUAUAGCUUAAAUAUUGCUGAGUGCUGCAUAAAACAAAGUUGACUCAUUCACUCUGGGAAAUGUGUCCCCAUAAUAUUGAAUAUAAUCUGUGUAUUGUUCUGUGCGAUUUAACUGUGACAUUUCACAUUUAUUUUAUUGUUUUUUGUUGAUUUAUAUUUUAAUAUACUGAAACACUUUGAAAAUGAACAUUUGAUUUUUUGUAAUAUUUGGCAAAAUGGCCACAAAAUUCUAAUUAAGAUUUCACAACAAUGUCGUUUAAUGGGUUCAAAUCUCAUUUUACACAAAAAGUCAUAUUUUCUGAUUUUUGAGAAAAGUUGAUUAUGCGUUUUCAUUGUGUGUCAGUUUAUCUAUUUAUUACAUGUGUCAUCAAAUAUUUCUGCAGGUAGGGUUCUGUCUCAUUCCUUUUGUAAAUAUGCCAACAAGAAGUUUGUCCAUCACAUAUUCAUAAUAUAAAGUUCAACACCUUAAACUAAUAUGUAUGCCAAAGAAAAAUCUGAUGCAGACUUUUAAGUCAAAGGCUUGGAACUGUUGUUGAGGUAAUGUUUCAUGCUUUGCUUUAAACCCUGUUUGUUUGAAACACACAGAUAAUGUAACAUAAGAAUGACCUAUAUUCUACAAGUUACCAGCUGUUGUCACUAUAUUUUGGAAGGAACUGUACGAUUCUAUUCAUGCCUUGAUUUAUACAUGUCAAAGAACCAUCCAGGUUUACUCAGUAUUACACUUUGGUGUAUAUCUAGUUAACUCAAUAUUUAUGACUUAUAUGUUAUAUGUCUUUGAAUAGAAGGAAAAAAUAAAAAUGGUUGCAAUAA
Molecule: messenger RNA, 11739 nt
Organism: Haliotis rufescens (red abalone)
Lineage: Eukaryota; Metazoa; Mollusca; Gastropoda; Lepetellida; Haliotidae
Exons: 52
Coding region: 172-7056 (2294 amino acids)
Source: RefSeq, a predicted model, not a curated record